This is a messenger RNA of Quercus robur (English oak), 1644 nucleotides long. RefSeq lists its product as uncharacterized. Lineage: Eukaryota; Viridiplantae; Streptophyta; Magnoliopsida; Fagales; Fagaceae. The transcript has a single exon. The coding region runs from base 1 to 1644 and encodes 547 amino acids. The record is from RefSeq and is a predicted model, not a curated record.
AUGCUUCAAAAUUACACAAAUUGGAAAUGGCAUGGGGAAUUGGCAGCUGUGCCAACGGCCACUGAAUGUGGGAGUAGUCAUGUGCAAGACUCCCUAGAACAAUACGGUGACUUUCGUGGGAUGUUGCAUGAUUUGUGCCCCACGCAUGGAAUACCACCCGAACCAAUGGACGAAGGUGAAACUGUGCAACAACCGGCUCAAGGUCCGAAUGAUGGUGCACAAAAGUUUUACAAAAUGAUAGAUGAUGUGGACAAAUCUUUAUAUGCUGGGUGUACAAAAUUUAGCAUAUUCUCUGCCAUCGUUGUGUUGUUCCAGUUGAAGACUCUUUGUGGUUGGACGAACAAGUCAUUUACUAUGUUGCUUCAACUCUUGAUGGAUAUGCUCCCUUCUGACGCUAAGUUGCCAAAGGACCAUUAUGAGGCUAAGAAGAUAGUCCGAUAUUUGGGUUUGGGUUAUGAGAAGAUCCAUACUUGUCCCAAUGAUUGUAUGCUAUUUUGGAAGGAGAAUGUUAACCUCGAGGCGUGUCCUUGUUGCAAAGAAAGUAGGUGGAAAACGAAAGAGGCAUCUGUUACAAGUAAUAAUGCCUCAUCUAGUAAGGGAAAGAAAAAAGCUGCAAAGAUCCUACGAUGGUUCCCCUUAAAGCCAAGAUUGCAGCGAUUGUUUUUGUCACCCCACUUGGUUAGUUCUAUGAAAUGGCAUGCUAAUGGUCGUACAGAUGACGGGGUAAUGUGGCAUCCUGCUGACUCAGAUGCAUGGAAAAUGUUUGACACUAUGCAUUUACAGUUCUCGUCUGAGCCUCGUAAUGCCAGACUUGGAUUAGUUGCGGAUGGGUUCAACCCUUUCGAAAUGCUGAAUACUACUCACAACACUUGGCCUGUCAUACUAGUCCCUUACAAUCUCCCGCCUUGGUUGUAUAUGAAACAGUCAUCUUUGAUUCUAUCACUAGUUAUUCCUGAUCCUAAAUUGCCAGGGAUUGCGAUAGAUGUAUACUUGCAACCCUUAGUAGAAGAACUAAGGGAAUUAUGGGAUGUUGGAGUAGAAGCGUACGAUGCAUCUUCAAAAAAUGUAUUCCAAUUGCGUGCAGCAUUGAUGUGGACCGUACAUGAUUUUCUUGCAUACGCAAAUCUGUCGGGUUGGAGUACGAAGGGUAAGUUUGCGUGUCCUUGUUGUGCCUCAGAGACCGACUCGAAAUAUUUAAAAAAUGGCCGCAAAUUCUGUUACAUGGGACAUAGGCGAUGGUUGGGUAGUGACCACGAAUUUCGGAAAGAAGAUACUUUAUUUGAUGGAUCUACUGAUAUGCGAGUGGCUCUUGUGCCACUAGUUGCGUCAGACAUAAUUGUGGACACUGAAAGUUUAGUUACACGUUGUCUGGGAAAGAAAUGUCGAGAAAAAUACAACAAAAGAAAGAGAGGCGAGGCAAACCAAUGUGUUUGGAAGAAGAGAAGUAUUUUUUUCACAUUGCCUUAUUGGAAGAAUCACAAGUUGCGACACAAUCUUGAUGUGAUUUACACGUUGUCUGGGAAAGAAAUGUCGAGAAAAAUACAACAAAAGAAAGAGAGGCGAGGCAAACCAGUGUGUUUGGAAGAAGAGAAGUAUUUUUUUCACAUUGCCUUGGAAGGAUCACAAGUUGCGACACAAUCUUGA